Molecule: messenger RNA, 4369 nt
Organism: Limanda limanda (common dab)
Lineage: Eukaryota; Metazoa; Chordata; Actinopteri; Pleuronectiformes; Pleuronectidae
Product: ubiquitin-associated protein 2-like
Exons: 29
Coding region: 98-3616 (1172 amino acids)
Cellular component (GO): cytoplasm; nucleus
Molecular function (GO): protein binding
Source: RefSeq, a predicted model, not a curated record
CGGUGGGUCACGUGACAUCAUCUGCUGCUGCUGGCUGUGCGAAGCGUGUUAGCAGAUUUUUCUAUUUUGUACAUACAUUGUUUUGUAUAUACUGUAUAUGAUGACUUCACUGGCCGGCACCCAAGCCCGGGGAACUCGGGAUAGAACGCUGCCCAGCACCACACAAACAACACAACCACAAAAACAGAUACAGGCCACAGCAGAACAGAUUCGUUUAGCCCAAGUGAUCUACGACAAAAAUGAUACUGACUUUGAAGACAAGGUCAAACAGCUGAUUGAGGUGACAGGGAAGACUCAAGAUGAGUGCAUAGUUGCCCUCCACGAUAGUAACGAAGAUGUAAACAAAGCCAUCAAUCACCUGCUAGAGAACAACCCUGACCCAAACUCCUGGGAGACUGUGGGGAAGAAGCGGAGUCUUGGGAAAGAAGGAGGAACCUCAGAGAUAAAGGAGAGCAGAGAGAGGAAAGGAGGAGAAAGGGAUGCCAGUCGUGGACGUGGAGGUUCCAAUAGGAUGGGCAGAGGAAUUAGCCGAGGGCGUGAAGGCCCGGGUCGUAUAGAGGACGCAGGACGCAGGGGACGAGGCAGAGGGGUAGGGGGUCGAGGAAGAGGAAGAGCAGCUGAUGGCAACAGGUUCUCCACCCAAGGAAUGGGCAUCUUCAAUCCUGCAGACUACUCGGCUAACGCCGCAGCCCGCCAGGAGACAUGGGAAGGGGACGGAAACGAUUCCGCUGAAGCACCUGGAGCAUCGGUAGGGAACACGGAAGAAUGGAAUUUAGAAGACUGGAAUGAGGAUUUGUCUGAGACCAAAGUAUUCACUGCCUCGACUGCUCCAGGAAACCCCAUCACACCUGGACACAAUAUGGACCUGGCUAGCCUUCUGUCUAAGGCUGGAGUGGCUGUAGGAGCCUCCAUGGACUCUGACUUGGGGGCGAUAGUUGAUGGGCCCUCAGCUGAAGAUUUGGGCCAAAGCCUGGUGUUUACCAAUUCCCAACACAAUGGACGUACUGCAACACACAGCUAUGCACAUGCCACCGCCAACAGCUACGCCGCUGCUGCUAGCACCACCUAUGCACACGCUGCACUGUCCUCAGUCCUGGGUUCUGGUUUUGGCCCUCUGAGUGCACCUAAGCCAACAUCUUCGCCUGACAUCAGGACAUCAGAACAGAUCAACGGGCCUCGGCUUGGUCAGAGAGCCAGUCAAACGUUAACCAACACCACCAGCAGCAGCAGUAAUGUUUCCAAAGAUGCAGGGCUACCUCCAAUGCAAUGUCCUUCUCCGGCCUCUUUUCCCCCAUUAGACAUCAAGGCUCAAAGAGUAGAUAAUGGCCCUCUGGCUGCCCAUCACAUGGAGAUGAAGCACCAACCAGAGCCAUCAGCAGUGCUCAGCCAGCUGGUACAGAGGCAACAACAGUCCAGCAUCCACCCCACCACAGAAUCCCUGGGCCUGUCUCAGUCACGUGCCCCACAGGUCCCCACACCACCAGGUCAUGAUUCCUUCGUCCCUCCUUUAAGAGAUUCUCCAGGAGUCAAGCUGCCAGGCAUGGAGCCUCCCAUCACAGAACCCCCUCAGCGGCUGCUCAAGACACAGAGACGCAGAGUACCUCCCCCCUCAAAGAUUCCGUCGUCAGCAGUGGAGAUGCCAGGCUCAGCAGAUAUGUCUGGUCUGAAUUUUCAGUUCGGAGCUCUCGACUUCGGGUCUGAGGCAGGUAGUGGAACAGCAGACAUGGCACAGGUGGAGUUGCCCAGGGAACAAGCCCCCACUCAGGCCCCAGCUCCUGCAGCAGCAUCGCCCAUGUCUGUCCCUACUUCUGUUCCCACACAGCAGCCACAGAGCAGCCUGUUCUCUAAUUCAGGGUCUGUGAGCGAACACAUGAGCGGUUUACCAAGCUUACCCUCAGAUCCCAGCUUCCCCUCACCAUCUUUGGGCUUACCCAGUGCCACGCCCUCACCAUCCAUGGGUCUUCCCAGUGCAGCCGCUCCACCAUCUUCUGCAGCCCCUACCACAGUCAGCCGUUUGGAGAGCAGUGGCCAAAGAUCCCUGCCGCCUCAUCUUGGCUUCCCACAAAGCAAAGAUGUCCCAUCAGCUGUUGGUGGACCUCUCACAAACGGCUACAGUGGGAUGAAGAAACAGAGCACCCAGGACACGUCAUCGUCUAGAACAGCAAUAACUGAGUCUCCUGUUAUGACGAGUGACAGCGGCCCCAGUCACCACAUCCCGUCCCCUGCAGUGACCCCUUCGCAUUUGGCCCCUAUCCCCUCGCUCAGCAGUCACAUGACCAACACCCACUCAUCUGGAUUGGCCCUCGCCACAAGUUCCUCCCUGACACAACAGAUGUGUAAUGAGGAGAGCAUCAACAGCGGUGUCAACCUUCACGCCUUCUCAUCUGCGUCCAGCCAAAUUAUCAAUCCCAGUCUAUCAGCCGCCAUGGCUGUCAGCAACUCCAACACCAAUGGUCUUCACUUAUCUGGAGCACCAGGACUAACUCCUAAUGGCACAAACGCCAUACUCUCAGCUGCAAACAGCCGCACAGCUGCACUGCUCAACGCCGCUUCUGGUAAAGCUCCUCCAAAUUUGGCCCAAGGAGUGCCACCUCUCCUGGCUAACCAGUACACCAUGGGCCCUGGAGGCUGUUUCCCUGUUUACCCGCGGAUCUAUGGAUACGAGGAAUUGCAAAUGCUGCCAUCUCACCUUCCGAUGGACUAUUAUGGUGUAACAUUCCCUGGUACUGCAGCUGCUAUGCCUGGAAGAGAUGGCCUUGCCAAUAACCCAUAUUCUGGUGAGGCAACAAAGUUUGGUAGGAAUGAAUCCUCAUCUCCAGCUCCACCAACCAGCCUGUCUACAGGUGGGGUGCAGUCACAGCCCCAGCAGGCACAGCAGGGAGGAACACAGGGCCAGGGUGCAGGACAGAGCCAGGGUCAACAGGCACAGAAUCAGGCCUUCCUAAACCCCCCUCUGCCUCCCGGCUACGGAUACACUGGUUUGCCAUACUAUGCUGGUAUGCCUGGGGUUCCCUCAGCCUUCCAGUAUGGCCCCACCGUCUUUGUGCCUCCUGCUUCGGCAAAACAACCUGCAAUGGGUCUGGCCAACCCCUCCAAUCAGUAUCACCAACAGCAUCAGCCCAGUUACGGACAGCACGCCUAUGGCGCAGCCUUUGAUGACCUGUCUCAAGCCCACCCUGGGGAGUACAGUAAGGGAGGGUACGGAGGCUCUGCCCAGUCACAGGCCAAGUCAGCGGGCAGCGGCCCAGGGAAAGCACCAGGACUGUCAGGAUCAGGUAACAGUGGAGGAGUACCUGAUAUGGGAGGUUCAAUCUACAGCAAAACACAGUCAUUUGACAAGCAGGGCUUCCACACGGGGACACCACCUCCCUUCAGCCUACCCUCAGCACUUGGGGGAACAGGACCCCUGAACCCUGGGGGUGCCCCUGGCUAUGCCCCUGCUCCCUUCCUGCACAUCCUGCCACCGCAGCAACAGCCGCACUCCCAGCUGCUGCACCAUCACCUCACACAGGAGGGACAGGGUGGUCCCGGACAGCGCAAUCAGUCCAGCAGCAUGCAGCAGAAAACCCAAGGCAGCAAGUCCAACUACGGCAGCUCCCCCUAUUGGGCCAACUGAGGAAUGCUCCCCACCCGCCCCCCCUCUUCCCCAAAAGGCUGUGUGUGUGUGUAUGUGUGUGCGAUUGUGCGUGAGUGUCUAAAGCUAAAACGAAAAAGGCAAAUCGGAGACACACUACCCUCACAAUGAGCAACCUUGGGCCUCUUUGCCCUCCUCCCCCCACCUCCACAAGUCCUCAUAAGUCUUUUGGGUUCUCUCUUUAUCCCCUUUUCAAAAUUGGUUGUACAUGUAAGAUAUUUAUGUAUGUAUUUAUAUAUAUAUACUGUAUAUGUAAUAGUAGAACAUGAAAUGUGGCAUUUUAUUUUUGAAGGACUUUUUGUUUACUUUUUUCAAAACUGCAGGAAAAGAUGUUACAUUAAGGCAGAAUGAGACGAUUAAGAGGAUUACGGUGAUGGUGAGAGAACGAGUGAAGAAGAUUAACAAUAAAAAAAACUUCCUGGAAGAAACCAGAAAAAGGAAAAGGAGAGAGCUACAGCACUGAUUGCAUAUGAGGACAUUUCAGAAGGGGGUGGGGUUUAUAAUAACUAACUGCAUCUGUCUCUUUUUUUAUAUAUAUAACUUCUUGAAUGACCGAUUCAUCCCCAAAACUACAUUUUGUAGCUUCCUGUCCUAAACCCUCCCUUGUUCUGGAGGGUGGUCUGCUCCUUGUGUCUACACCUCCCCUUUAAAGACAGACCUGUUCAUCUAAAUUUUAUAUUUUAAUUUAAUUUUAACCCUCAUUUCCUGUGAAAUAAAAGUUCUGAGCAGUUGGAA